AUGGAUCGUUUAUCUCUUUAUUUUCUAUGUAUAGAACACAUACGCGGUGCCAUGGCGAAUCAGGGCUCGUAUAACUAUUCAUAUAUAUUUAAAUACAUUAUCAUCGGUGAUAUGGGUGUAGGAAAGAGUUGUCUUCUUCAUCAAUUUACUGAGAAAAAAUUCAUGGCUGAUUGUCCGCAUACGAUCGGUGUUGAAUUUGGUACACGUAUAAUUGAAGUUAACGGACAAAAAAUCAAAUUGCAAAUAUGGGACACUGCUGGUCAAGAGCGUUUCCGUGCAGUGACAAGAUCGUAUUAUCGUGGAGCAGCUGGCGCUUUAAUGGUCUACGAUAUAACUCGGCGUGCCACUUAUAAUCAUUUGAGUGGAUGGCUUACUGAUGCAAGAAGUUUAACUAAUCCCAACACAGUAAUUUUCCUUAUUGGUAACAAAGGUGAUUUAGAUGGUCAACGAGAAGUGACAUACGAUGAAGCCAAAAGAUUUGCUGAAGAAAAUGACUUAUUAUUUCUUGAAACAUCAGCUAAAACAGGAGAUCACGUUGAAGAUGCAUUUAUCGAAACCGCAAAAAAAAUCUAUCAGAACAUUCAAGAUGGUUCGCUCGACUUGAAUGCAGCCGAAUCAGGUGUCAAACCCAAACCAUUGACUCCAUCACGAACAGGAAACGGAGUAGGAGGUGCAGAUGGUAUUGGACAAAAUGGAGACUCCAAAUGUCAAUGUUAA
Messenger RNA from Adineta ricciae, 717 nucleotides. The record is from the annotation of a GenBank genome assembly. Lineage: Eukaryota; Metazoa; Rotifera; Eurotatoria; Adinetida; Adinetidae.